Molecule: messenger RNA, 2041 nt
Organism: Leptonychotes weddellii (Weddell seal)
Lineage: Eukaryota; Metazoa; Chordata; Mammalia; Carnivora; Phocidae
Gene: MARVELD3
Product: MARVEL domain containing 3
Biological process (GO): myelination
Cellular component (GO): membrane
Molecular function (GO): structural constituent of myelin sheath
Source: RefSeq, a predicted model, not a curated record
GCCACCUGCCCGCGAAACUUGUGGAUUGUUGCCCUCGGGUCGCUCUGGGGCGUGGAUACGGAAACGGGCCAUGGAAGGUACGUCGGCGGCUCGCGAGCCCCGGGCCCGGCCGAGAGAGCGGGACCUAGACCGGCACCCCCGCCCGGACCGAGACCGCCAUCCCGAGCGACAGCGGGGCCGACCGGGGGACCGGCGGAGGGAGAGAAACGGCGGCGAGCGGAGGGACGGGGACCGGGACAGGGGGAGGGACCGAGGCCCUCGCCAGGACAGACACCGGGUCAGGGACCUUCGCGCCGGUGAACAAAGAGUUUGGGAAAAGUCCCACCAAAGCCGGACGCGGGACGGACCCCGGAGGCCGACCUGGGACGAAGCCCCGCCCCCCUGGCCCGCGCCUUGGGAAACCCCGGAGCCGCCGAUCCAGAGGAAGGAGCGCUUCGCACCCGGUGGCCCGGCAAGUUAUAGUGAACCCACUUCAGGGAGAUACCUGCCCUCGAACCCCAGGUCUGGCCUAGAGGAAGUGGAAUAUUACCAGUCAGAGGCUGAAGGACUCCUGGAAUGCCAUAAAUGCAAAUACUUGUGCACUGGAAGAGCCUGCUGCCAGAUGCUGGAGGUGCUGCUGAACUUGUUGAUCCUGGCCUGCAGCUCUGUGUCUUACAGUUCCACAGGGGGAUACACGGGCAUCACCAGCCUGGGGGGCAUUUACUACUACCAGUUCGGAGGCUCUUUCAGUGGUUUCGAGGGCGCCGAUGGGGAGAAAGCACAGCAGCUGGACGUCCAGUUCUACCAGCUGAAGCUGCCCACAGUCACUGUGGCGAUGGCCUACAGCGGAGCCCUCAUGGCCUUCUGCUGCCUCCUUGUCGUCCUGGGCGUCCUGCGGGUCCCGUGGCACUGCCCCCCAUGGCUGCUGAUUGAAGCCUUGUUGGACGCGCUCAUCGCGGGGGCCUACGUCCCCGCUCUCUACUUCUACUUCCGCCACCUCUCGGCUGCCUAUGCGUCCCCGGUGUGCAGAGAGAGGGAGGCGCUGUACCAGAGCAAAGGGUACAGCGGCUUCAGCUGCAGUUUCCACGGGGGAGAUAUAGGAGCUGCCAUCUUUGCUGCCCUGAGCAUCGGGCUCUUUGCCCUGGGGGCUGUGCUGGCCAUCCGGGGUUACCGGAAGGUCAGGAAGCUCAAAGAGAAGCCUGCAGAGAUGUUGGAGUUUUAGGCUUUUUAAGCCGUCCUGCCAUAUGUGAGCAGUGGAAGUUACUCUGAACCACUGUCUUUCACGGAAUACUUUGCCGUGGGCCAACGUCGGUAUCCUGGGGGGAGCUCUGGGUUACACCGAGCGGCGUUCUCUGAGGUAAUGAGUUCUCGAGUCCUUUGUUGGUGAGCGAGGAGCCAAAAUUAUUGAAACAGAACAAAACUGGAGGUCAGGACCCACGAGGAGAAGGCACGAGUUGCAGCAAUGCACUUUCUUGCACUUUCGAUUAGCUCAAGGGAAUUAACCAAGUGAGUCUGAAGAUCCUUAUCUUCAAAGUCCUCGGAAAGCCAUAUACACUGGAGACAACAUUUCGGCUUGAGCUUUUCUAAACACAACUGUCUUAAGCAGAUGAGCCCCAAAGUUUUUCCACACUGAGGUCUCGGGUCCUUCACUUCCUUAAUGCUCUGGAUGCAGGGUGUAGAGACACCGGGGAGACUCCGCCUGUAAGUUGGAGGUAGGCGUGGGCCAAGCAAAGAGGAAUCAGAUUCAUUCACUGGGUUGCAAAGAAGCUAUUCUAACAAGACCCCCACAGUGACCUUGAAAACUCAAUAAGUGUUUUGUACCUCUUGUAAAGGUACCAUUGUAUGAUGAAUUAAACCCAACAUCUGGAAUUCAGGAUCCAUCCAGAAUAAAAGAAUGUAAAAUCUUUCCCAAUGGAAGAAUGCUACUUUUGGCCAGACAACUUCAUGGGUUCUUACUGCAUGUUAAAUUAUGACUCCUGGAAUAUUACAAUAUAUUCUUGAUACAAGUGAAUAUGUUCUUUGCUUUACAUGAAUCCAGUAAAAGUCCAAAGAAAAAUUUUAA